Messenger RNA from Rhodamnia argentea, 2367 nucleotides. RefSeq lists its product as uncharacterized. The record is from RefSeq and is a predicted model, not a curated record. The coding region runs from base 175 to 2154 and encodes 659 amino acids. Lineage: Eukaryota; Viridiplantae; Streptophyta; Magnoliopsida; Myrtales; Myrtaceae. The transcript has 2 exons.
UAAUCAAUUCUCUGCUUUCUUCAUCCUUUUAUAAUCCCUCUUAUUCUCUCUUCAGAAUUGAAUAAAGUAAGCUUCCCUACAAGUGUUAGGAACACAGACGCUCAGUGCCAUUUCUAAUAUCAGCAACAACCUUAAACUCGUCAGGUUUCGAACAGCAGGAGACAUUGCAUCCCCAUGAAAUCAGUCAAUCUGAUAACUUCCGUAGUCGGUACGCUAUGGCCAGUGGUGACAGAUUUGUGGGAAGCAUGGGGCAUCCAAUUGCUGGUCACCGCGGGCCUUGCUUGCCGGAUCGCCCUCGCCAUCCUCGGCCGCUGGCGGAGGUACAUGACCUCUAUCAGCCUCAGAUACAUCAUCCUUGCCGCCUACUUGCUCUCUUCUUACAUUGCGACCAUCGCCAUUGGCAAGCUCACCGUCAUCCAGAUCAAUCAUCCCGAUCGACCGGACUACAUUACUGAGCUCAAGGGGUUGUUGGCGCCCUUGCUCUUGAUGCAGCUCGGGAACCCUGAUUCCAUAACCGCCUACUCGGUCGAGGACAACCGGCUCAGCGUCAGGCAGAUGCUCAAUAUGUUGGUCACUGUCGUUUUUGUCGUCUGGAUCCUGAUUCGCUGCUGGGACAGCUCGUCACCCGUCCCGCUUUUGUACUUCCCCUUGUUCGUCACCGGGUUCAUUGAAUCUGCAGGGAGUGUCUGGGCUCUCAAGUCUGUGUACUGGGAGAGGUCGAGCAUAUUGGCCAAGGAUAUCUUCGACACAAAAGCUGUCGCCAAGUUCUUUGACGAGAGAGCUCCGCACGAGGUGCCUGGAUGGGUGAUGAAGCAAAAUAUCAUCUUGAAGGCGUACUAUCGAUUCGAUUGCUUGAAGCCCCACAUUAUAAACUGGCUCUACCACCCCGAUUGGCUAGCUAAUUCUCGAUUAAUUGUAGACCCCGAUUUAGCCUUCAUUACAACUGAGAUCGAACUUGGAUUCAUGUAUGAUGCACUUUACACCAAGAAACCGAUUCUUUGUAAACGACUUGGUCUUAUCAGCCGCUUCAUUAGCUUUCUAUGUCUAGUCUCGGCCUUGUGUAGAUUUGCCAUUAUUUUCCAGGAUGCCUUCUUGAUCGACAGGUACGUUGGCUACACUUACGCAUUACUGAUGGGGGUCACCGCCCUAGAAGGUUACCAAAUCGUUCUGCAACCUUUUUCGGCAUGGGCGAUCGCGGUGAUGAGCCAGCACCAAAGCAACCCCCUUGUGUCGACGAGGCUGUUGAACUUCGUAGUUGAAUUGUACAUGAAGCGGAAAAGGUGGUCGAACUCAAUCGGGCAACUCGGCUUAUUGGAUCCUCGCCUGUACAACGAAUGGCCGUGGCGCACCAGAAGAAUCCUCAAACUCGUCGGCAUGAAAGAGGUGACCUUGAGAAGGUAUUUGAUUCACUCUCGCCUGAAAAUCCGCCCUUCUCUCAAGACAUUGCUGGUGGAAAGUAUUGAAAAGCUCGAAAAGUUGAGAUGCCAAAAGCCCUUCUCGAAACGCGGGGAGUGGAUGCUCGAAGUUCACAAACUCGGCGACGAUCAAGUGUUGAAGAAGUACAUCUCAAAAUUUACAUUCGACAAAAGCAUCAUCAUUUGGCACAUGGCAACCAAAAUCUGCCUCUUUUCUGCACCCGAGAAGUCUCAGUACUGUGAAGGAAGCGAGCUGCUGUCCAAUUACAUGAUGUACCUUUUAGCACUGCGACCGUACACGCUGUCCCUAACGACUUCCGACAUCACGUUGGAGCAUGCCCGGGCCAUAUUGAAGCCAUUUCUCAGGUACAGAGACCACGAUGAGGCCUUGAGAAUUCUGUCGUCGACAGAAGAGAUCGUGCUCGAACCGCACCUGGAUCCGAAGGAGGAGACCAUAAUCACCACGAAAUGGCACGUGCUGAUAGACGCGAAGGAAUUGGCGGCGACGUUGAAGGACAAAGAGAACAUGUGGCAGAUCAUAAGCGGCAUCUGGGUGGAGAUGUUAUGCUACGCUGCGUAUAGCUGUCAAGUUUACCAUCACGCCAAGCUGUUGCGGCGAGGCGGAGAGCUUAUAACUCAUGUUUGGCUGCUCUUGAUGCAUGAGACCGAUAAGUACUCCCACGCUCCCAAGGCCAACGCCACCAAAGAAACCAAAGGAAAGGCCAGGAGUGAAUCCUGAUCCUAGGAUUUAUCAUUGUCUACACCAGAUUGUAGUGUGUUUGUGUUUGGGUUUGGGCUUGUUCGUUCUCUGUUUUUCCUUCGGUAAAGAGGUGUUUUCUUUACAUUCCCUUGCCUAACAUUGCUUGUAAAAUACAUUUUGUUCUCUUUGCUAACGAGUUCACUCUAUGAACUUGGUAACAACAAAGAAAUCGAGAUUGGCGUGCGCGCUUGA